AUGAUUGAAUGUUUGCAUAUAAUUGAUUAUGGAUGUUUGAGUAGGAUUUUACGAGUUGAUGUGCUGACUGUUGCAUUUGAACCGCCAGCCUGUGAGAUGAACGUCCACAAGAAGUGCGAGCCGAACGUGCCGAAGAUGUGCGGCAUCGACCACACGGAGAGGAGAGGCAGGAUCUACCUGAAGGUCUACAAUGAUAACGGAAUGCUGGUCGUCGUCAUCACUGAAGCGAAGAACUUGAUCCCAAUGGACCCAAACGGACUGGCGGAUCCAUUUGUCAAGUUAAAGUUGAUUCCUGCAGACGAGGUGAAGUUCAAGCAGAAGACGAAGACCAUCAAAGCCAGUCUGAACCCCAAGUGGAACGAGACUUUCCAGUUUUUACUUCAGCCGGAAGAUUAUUCGAAGCGGCUGUCCCUGGAGGUUUGGGAUUGGGAUCGAACCACUCGAAACGAUUUUAUGGGGGCUCUCUCUUUCGGCAUCUCCGAAGUGACAAGCGUUGGCUUCGAAGGAUGGUUCCGGUUGCUGAAACAAGAGGAAGGCGAGUAUUACAACGUGCCGUGCCUCGACAACGUGGCUGCUCUCUCCACUUCCUUGUCGUCAUCGUCAUUUUCCCAUAGCGCCAGUGAAUGUAAGAAGCGGAAGGACCACUCGCCGCGCAGCUCAGCGACCUCUGUCCAGCCUGACCCGAUCAGAUUGACAGACUUCAACCUCAUGAAGGUUCUUGGGAAGGGAAGUUAUGGCAAAGUGGUGCUUGCAGAACGCAAAGGCACAACAGAAACAUACGCCAUAAAAAUUUUGAAGAAGGAAGUGGUCGUGCAAGAUGAUGACGUGCCAGCUGUCAUGGCGGAGAAGAAGAUUCUCUCGCUGCCAGAUAUGUGUCCGUUCAUUGUUCUCAUGCAUAGUUGUUUUCAAACCACGGAUCGGUUGUACUUCGUGAUGGAGUUUGUGGGAGGAGGUGAUCUCAUGUUCAGGAUCCAACAGGAAGGAUUGUUUAAGGAACCUGUGGCUGUGUUUUACUCAGCGGAGAUAUCCUUGGCCUUAUUAUAUCUACACAGCAAGGGCAUCGUCUACAGGGAUCUCAAACUGGACAACACCAUGUUAGACGGCGAUGGGCACGUCAAGUUGACUGACUUCGGUCUCAGUAAAGACUGCAUGCCCGGCUUGAAAACCACCAAAACUUUUUGCGGCACACCUGAUUACAUGGCUCCCGAGAUUGUGAUGGGGAAGGAGUACAACAGAGCAGUCGAUUGGUGGGCGCUUGGUGUCAUCAUCUUCGAAAUGCUGGCUGGAAUACCCCCUUUUGAAGCACCUAACGAAGAAGAUUUAUUCAAAUGCAUCAGUCAGAGCACUGUCAACUAUCCAAAGUUCCUUAGCAAGGAAGCAGUUGCUAUUUGCAAAGCCUUUCUAACAAAAGCUCCUAACGCGCGACUGGGAUCCAGUUUAAACGAAGAGAAAGAGAUCAAAGUUCAUUCUUUUUUCCGGCUUGUUGAUUGGCUCAAACUGGCCAACAGACAGGUCCAACCCCCGUACAGACCAAAAAUUGUGGGUUGUGGUUGA
Messenger RNA from Helobdella robusta, 1554 nucleotides. RefSeq lists its product as hypothetical. The transcript has 12 exons. Lineage: Eukaryota; Metazoa; Annelida; Clitellata; Rhynchobdellida; Glossiphoniidae. Gene Ontology annotation, molecular function: protein serine/threonine kinase activity; ATP binding. Bases 1 to 1554 code for a protein of 517 amino acids. Gene Ontology annotation, biological process: protein phosphorylation. The record is from RefSeq and is a predicted model, not a curated record.